AUGGGUUGCUCUGUAAUAAGAUCAUAUCAUGCGUCUAUGAAUCCUACUUGUGAAGUGUCUAACAAUAAAUUUUUUAAACCAAAUGAAAGCCAGAUUAAUCAAAUAAGCAACUGCAAUGAGUCAAAUGCAGAUUAUUCCAAAAGUUUUUCAAAGUCAAAAGUAUUCGUUUUCAAUGUAAACGCUGGGCAAUACAUUAUUGAGAUCUCUGCGCCGAAGUCUCUGGAGAAGAUAUAG
This is a messenger RNA of Blepharisma stoltei, 234 nucleotides long. Lineage: Eukaryota; Ciliophora; Heterotrichea; Heterotrichida; Blepharismidae. The record is from the annotation of a GenBank genome assembly.